Syzygium oleosum is the source of this 1186-nucleotide messenger RNA. RefSeq lists its product as uncharacterized. NCBI's taxonomy places the organism in Eukaryota, Viridiplantae, Streptophyta, Magnoliopsida, Myrtales, Myrtaceae. The transcript is spliced from 5 exons. The coding region runs from base 74 to 931 and encodes 285 amino acids. The record is from RefSeq and is a predicted model, not a curated record.
CUCUCAAUAUUCGGAGAACUACACUUUUGCUGUACUAAUCUCUGUGGAAAUAGACAAAGUAGCGGUGCCGGCGAUGGCGGCUGCGAGCGCCGUGCAUGUGGAGCAGCUCGAAGUAGACGACGACGGCGGCGGCGAAAUGGUGGUGGGGCUGGGUUCGUACGGAGGGAAGGUGAGGUUGCUGGGCUCCGGCGGAGGUUGCGACGAGGAAGGAGAGGCGGCGGCGGCGGAGACGAUGCUGCUGUGGGGGAUCCAGCAGCCGACUCUCGCCCGGCCCAACGCCUUCGUCUCGCAGUCGUCUCUCGCCCUCGCCGUCGAAGCUUGCGGCCACUCCCUCUCCAUCCUCCAAUCUCCUUCUUCUCUGAUUACUCCUGGAGUGACUGGAUCAGUGAUGUGGGAUAGUGGAGUUGUGUUGGGGAAGUUCUUGGAACAUGCCGUGGAUUCCGGGAUGCUUCUUCUUCAGGGCAAGAAGGUUGUCGAAUUGGGCUCUGGAUGUGGAUUAGUUGGCUGCAUUUCAGCUCUUUUGGGUGCUCAAGCGAUUCUUACUGAUCUACCAGAUAGACUAAGGCUUCUCAGGAAGAACGUCGAGACAAAUUUGAAACAUAACGAUAUGCGGGGAUCUGCGGUCGUGAAAGAACUGAUUUGGGGAGAUGAUCCUGAAAGAGAGUUGAUUGAGCCUUUACCAGACUAUGUUUUGGGAUCUGAUGUGAUUUACAGUGAGGGAGCAGUAGAGGAUCUGAUCGAGACAUUGCUGCAACUUUCUGGAACUCAAACAACCAUCAUUUUGGCUGGAGAACUUCGCAAUGAUAGUAUCCUCGAAUACUUCUUGGACGCUGCGAUGAAGUAUUUCAUUGUGGGGCGCAUAGAUCAGGCACAGUUCCAUCCAGAUUAUCACAGCCAGCGAGUAGCAAUGUAUGUCCUGGUGAAAAAAUGAAACUUGCCGAAACUGAAGAUGGCUACGACUCGGGGAGUGAGUUCUGUUACAAGAAGUCAAACGGUUAGGCAUACCAAUGCAUUGUGAUUUUGGAUUGAUGGAGAUUAGCUGUUACAUUUCACAUACAUGUAGCAAGUAGCAUGUCUCAACUUCUAGAAAAAUCCGGCCGUCUCUUGCCAUCUAAAGGUGGAUCAGUGAGAUGAACAUUUGUGUCUCGGACUCAUGAAUAGUGUAUUUUAAGCUGUCAAGCCAAAA